Molecule: messenger RNA, 1488 nt
Organism: [Torrubiella] hemipterigena
Lineage: Eukaryota; Fungi; Ascomycota; Sordariomycetes; Hypocreales; Clavicipitaceae
Source: the annotation of a GenBank genome assembly
UUCCAAUUGACUUUGCCCCCCUUCGUCGCUCAAGCCGAGCCUAAUCACGACCCAGAGAAUUCAAUGGCCGCAAAAACGGCUACGGCCGGUACCCAGCGUGCGAAGCACUCCAAGAAACAGGCAGCAUCGUCGCAGCAGGAGGAGCUUGGUGCUGUGAAGAAGCUGGGCCGCUUCCUGCUCGACAACCAGACCCGCAUCUCCUUCAACAUCAUUGGCGCUCUGCUCCUCUCCUACAUCUCCGUCCCCGCCACGCAACCGUUUAUAUCCAAGUUCUUCACCCCGUCCUAUCACAACCCGCGCACCGGCAAGCAUGCCAUCGGCCCCGACGAUUAUUACUUUAUAGUGUUUUGUGUCGUGCUGCUCACAGGUCUCCGUGACAGCUGCAUGAGAUAUAUCCUUGCGCCGCUCUCACAGCGCUGGGGCGUCAAGUCUGCCAAGGAUGCCACCAGAUUCGCCGAGCAGGGCUGGAUGCUGCUCUACUACACAGUCGCAUGGCCCACUGGCCUGUAUAUCUAUAUGACCUCGCCGUACUACCUCGACAUGAAGCAGCUCUGGACCGACUGGCCGCAGCGCGAAAUGGGACUGCUGAUGAAGGCGUAUAUGCUCUGGCAAUGGGCCUUUUGGAUCCAGCAAGUCGUUGUCAUCAAUAUCGAAGAACGACGUAAAGAUCACUGGCAAAUGUUGAGCCAUCACUUCGUCACUAUUGGCCUGAUAGCCGCCUCGUACCACUACCACCAGACGCGGGUUGGAAACUUGAUCCUGGUGGUGAUGGAUAUUAUCGAUCUCUUCCUUCCGAUGGCCAAGUGUCUUAAAUAUCUCGGCUUCACGACCAUAUGCGACGUCCUCUUUGCCGGCUUCAUCAUCUCGUGGACGAUUGGCCGCCACGUGCUUUUCGUCAUGAUUUGCUGGAGCGUCUACUACGAUUUACCACGAACAAUGACAUUUGCAUGCUACAGAGGCAGCGCCGAGAAGCUACAGGGCCCGCUGCCCCUACCCAAUGACUGGGCGCAUCUGCUGGAGCCAUUCCUCGACCCAACCGGCCAAGUCUGCUUCAGUCAGGGCAUUACAAACGGAUUCCUCGUCUCGCUGCUAUCGCUUGAGGUUAUGAUGGUCAUUUGGUUUACGUUUAUCGUCAAGAUUGUUAUUCGUGUCUUUCAAGGCCACAGCGCAGAGGAUCUGCGCAGCGACGGCGAAGACGAGGGCGACGAGGAGAUUGAGGAGCCUGAAUCUACGGAAGACGACACAGAUGCUGAGAACCAGCGCCGGCCGCCUCACAACACUACAACUGCCGCAUCGGGAGUCAGGAUCGCCGAGAAGGAAUUGCUACACAGAAUCGGGUGCGAGAAGCGUAUCAACUAACCUAUAGAGUAUAGCACGCCUGGACCUGUAGACGGGUCGGUGAAAAGCAUGUUUUUGAUUUCUUGUUAUAUUUUUAUAUGAAGCUACUAAUUUUAAUCCCCGCCAUUACUACUACACCGCAAAAUGUCC